CAGGCUGAGAAAAAGCUCCAGGUUCCUUGCGGAAUGACAACUCUUGUUCCUGCGACCCUCUCCUUCCUUCUCCUCUGGACCCUGCCAGGGCAAGUCCUCCUCAGAGUGGCCUUGGCAAAAGAGGAAGUCAAUUCUGGGACCAAAGGGCCCCAACCUAUGUCCCCCUCUGAUUUCCUGGACAAGCUUAUGGGACGAACAUCAGGAUAUGAUGCCAGAAUUCGACCCAAUUUUAAAGGCCCACCUGUGAACGUGACUUGCAGCAUCUUCAUCAACAGUUUUGGCUCUGUCACUGAGACUACUAUGGACUACCGGGUGAAUGUCUUCUUGCGGCAACAGUGGAAUGACCCACGCCUAGCCUAUGGAGAAUAUCCUGAUGACUCUUUGGACCUUGAUCCCUCCAUGCUAGACUCUAUCUGGAAGCCAGACCUGUUCUUUGCCAAUGAGAAAGGGGCCAGUUUCCAUGAGGUGACCACAGACAACAAGUUACUGCGCAUCUUCAAGAACGGGUAUGUGCUCUACAGCAUCAGGCUGACCCUCAUUUUGUCCUGCCCAAUGGACCUCAAGAACUUCCCCAUGGAUAUCCAGACCUGCACGAUGCAGCUGGAGAGCUUUGGCUACACCAUGAAUGACCUCGUGUUUGAGUGGCUGGAAGAUGCUCCUGCUGUCCAAGUGGCUGAGGGGCUGACUCUGCCCCAGUUUAUCUUGCGGGAUGAGAAGGAUCUAGGCUACUGUACCAAGCAUUACAACACAGGGAAAUUCACCUGCAUCGAGGUAAAGUUUCACCUGGAAAGGCAGAUGGGCUACUAUCUGAUUCAGAUGUACAUCCCCAGCCUACUCAUCGUUAUCCUGUCCUGGGUCUCCUUCUGGAUCAACAUGGAUGCCGCCCCUGCUCGUGUGGGCCUAGGAAUCACCACUGUGCUCACCAUGACAACUCAGAGCUCUGGCUCCCGGGCAUCUUUGCCUAAGGUGUCCUACGUGAAGGCAAUCGACAUCUGGAUGGCUGUGUGCCUGCUCUUUGUGUUCGCUGCCCUGCUGGAGUACGCUGCUGUCAAUUUUGUCUCCCGUCAGCAUAAGGAAUUCAUGCGACUUCGAAGAAGGCAGAGGCGCCAAUGUAUGGAGGAAGAUAUCAUCCAAGAAUGUCACUUCUAUUUCCGUGGCUAUGGCCUAGGCCACUGCCUGCAGGCAAAGGAUGGAGGUCCAAAGGAGAGUUCUGACAUUUAUACCCCCCAACCUCCAGCCCCUCUUCUAAGGGAGGGAGAAACCAUGAAGAAACUUUACGUGGAGCAAGCCAAGAGGAUUGACACCAUCUCCCGGGCUGUCUUCCCUUUCACUUUCCUCAUCUUCAACAUCUUCUACUGGGUUGUCUAUAAAGUCCUACGGUCAGAAGAUAUCCACCAGGCACUGUGAAUAGGGUACGGCUAAGGGCUAGAAAGUCCAGCUGUUGUCUUCCUGCUUCUUCCUG
Molecule: messenger RNA, 1462 nt
Organism: Panthera uncia (snow leopard)
Lineage: Eukaryota; Metazoa; Chordata; Mammalia; Carnivora; Felidae
Product: glycine receptor subunit alpha-4
Exons: 9
Coding region: 34-1407 (457 amino acids)
Biological process (GO): signal transduction; chemical synaptic transmission; chloride transmembrane transport
Cellular component (GO): synapse; plasma membrane; neuron projection
Molecular function (GO): glycine binding; transmembrane signaling receptor activity; transmitter-gated monoatomic ion channel activity
Source: RefSeq, a predicted model, not a curated record